AUGUACAUCCGAAAGAACCUCCUCGUCUUGGCCCUCUGCCUCUCCACCCUCGGCCUCGCCUCGCCCACCGCCUGCCCAAUGGACGGCUCCAACACGUCGCACAAGACAUCACACAAGACGUCACACAAGACGUCCCACAAGACGUCCCACAAGGGCGGCUCCAAGAGCGAUAAAGCGCAUGCGCCCAAGGGUACCUCAACCCCGGGUUCUGGAUCCGGUGGCGGUGGUGGUAGUGGUAACGGGACGAAUACGGAGCUGCAGACCACGUUCCCGAAGCCCAAGGGGUCAAAGAACAUUGCCGCUGUGAAGAUCAUUGCCGCGGGCGAGACCUUUGACGGCGGGAUGGUGAUGUGGGAUCGGAGCCCGAGUACCUGCCGCGGCCAGACCGAGGGCGGGGACAAGGACGCCGUGUUCCUUCUUGAAGAAGGGGCUACGAUUAGUAACGUUAUGAUUGGGCCUAAUAAUGGUGAGGGUAUUCACUGCAAGGGCAGCUGUACCGUCAACAACGUCUGGUUCCAAAAAGUAUGCGAAGACGCCAUCACCUUCCGCCAGGCCUCGGGCACAUCCUACGUCAACGGCGGCGGCGCCCAGGACGCCGAGGAUAAAGUCCUGCAGCACAACGGGGCCGGGACCGUGGCCGUCAAGAACUACUUAUGCUUGAACUGCAGCAAAAUGUACCGGAGCUGUGGCAACUGCAAGAGGCAGUUUGCACGGCUCUCGACGUUUGACAAUAUCCGGCUCGACGGCGGGAAAGUCCUGUCGGGCGUCAACGGGAACCAGAAGGACCAGACCACCAUCCGGGACUCAUGCAUCCUGGGCGGCGCAAAGGUGUGCCAGAACUUUGAGGGGAAUGAUAGCGGAAGCUCAAUUACUCCACGGCCGUGUACUCACUGCUGGGCUACGACGAGCCCGCGGACGUCCGCACGAGGGACAUCGAGAUCGACCACCUCCCCGAGCAUACAUCGGGGUACAACCGCUAUCGGUCGGGGGGCCCGGGUUUUCCUGUUCUGCGAAAUCAUCUUUGACUUGUUCAACGGCACCCGCGCCGCGACGCUGCGCAACGUCAUCGAAUACCAGCUCGCUCGCCCGCUCGACUUCGCCCCUAGCAACAUCACGGAGAUCCCUUACCUCGACGUUUUGAAGGACAACAUCCUCGGCGAUCUGGAUGUGCGGCUGUAUGAGACUGCAGCGGAGAAGCACGUCUACGACCGUAUCGUCGAGGAAAGCAAGUCCAGGGGCUGCGACCCGCGAGCCCAGGCGUACCGCCUGGUCCCCGGCCCCAACUGCGGCGACGGGGCCAUCAAGGAGGGGUUUGUAGACUAG
Messenger RNA from Colletotrichum orchidophilum, 1323 nucleotides. Its product is annotated as pectate lyase A. The transcript is spliced from 3 exons. Gene Ontology annotation, molecular function: pectate lyase activity. Gene Ontology annotation, biological process: pectin catabolic process. Lineage: Eukaryota; Fungi; Ascomycota; Sordariomycetes; Glomerellales; Glomerellaceae. The record is from RefSeq and is a predicted model, not a curated record. Gene Ontology annotation, cellular component: extracellular region. The coding region runs from base 1 to 1323 and encodes 440 amino acids.